Messenger RNA from Monascus purpureus, 1206 nucleotides. The record is from the annotation of a GenBank genome assembly. NCBI's taxonomy places the organism in Eukaryota, Fungi, Ascomycota, Eurotiomycetes, Eurotiales, Aspergillaceae.
AUGGCUGAGGCGCCGGUGCUGAUUGUCGGCGCAGGCAUUGUUGGCUUGACGCUUGGUCAGGCACUGAAGAAGCGAGGAAUCCCAUUCGAAAUCUACGAACGAGACGCCACCCCCGACGCCCGCGGCCAGGGAUGGGCCAUCACCCUCCACUGGGCACUGCAGUAUAUCCAGCAGAUCCUCCCGGAAGACGCGCUGGAGAGAAUCCGAGCAGUCCAAGUCGACCCGGAGGUAGCGCGACACGACAACGGCAACUUCCUCUUUAUCAACCUCGAGACGGGCGAGCCGAAAUUCAAGAUCCCGCCCAACCGCCGCUGGCGCGUGAACCGCGAAAAAGUGCGCCGGGCCCUCCUCGAGGGCAUCGAGGGCCACGUCCACUGGAACAGACGCGUGGUCGGUGCCGGGGUGGCGGGCGACCAGGCCGAGCUGGUCUUCGAGGACAAAACCCGCGUCCCGGGACGAUUGGUCGUAGGCGUCGAGGGCGGCCGAUCCGCAAUCCGCCAGACGCUGCGGCCAGACGCGUAUGAGAAUAAACCGCUCCCCAUCCGGUUCACGGGCGUCGCGGUCAACCUGAAACCGGCGGAGAUCAAGCCGCUGCGUGACAUGGACCCGUUGCUCUUCCAGGGCUGCCAUCCGCCCACGGGGACGUUCCUGUGGUUCUCGACGCUGGAAACGCCCGAGGCGAACGGCACACAGGGGACGGACGCGGAGCGAUUCCGGGCUCAGAUCUGCAUGUCCUGGCCCGUGAGAGGGGCCGAGGACGAGGUGCCACCGACUGACGAAGCGAGACUAGCGAACAUGAAGCGACGGGCGACGGGGUUCGUGCCGUUCUUGAAGACGGCCGUCGGGAGCAUUCCAGACGGGACGCCCGUCACGGAGAUCAAGUUGGCGGACUGGGAGUGUUUGGACUGGGAUAACCGGGACGGCCGCAUCACUCUCGCUGGGGACGCGGCGCAUGCGAUGACGAUGUAUCGCGGCGAGGCAGCAAACCACGGCCUUCUCGACGCCUUCCACCUCGUGUCGGCGAUUGAACGCAUGUUCCAGGGAGAGAUCCCGCAAAAGGAAGCCGUCGAUGGAUACGAGAAGGAGCUGCGAGAGCGCACUCGACGAGCAGUGCUGCUGAGUCGACAGGCGUGCUACGACGCGCACCGCUGGGAGGAUUUGAAUGAGAACUGCGCUGUGUUGUCGAAGAGAGCCAUUAUCAAAUGA